AUGCCGUUCGACAACAUCGGGAGCAACAUAAACCUGAGCAUCCACAAGCUGUUCAGCGCGCGGUACAGCGCGCCCACCAAAGCCAGCGAGGACUGCAAACCCGUGGCGAAAAAGAGGAGGUGCACCAUCUCCCUUGCCAACGAACCGAAUGCACACCAAAGGAACUACGUAGAAUACCUCAACUAUAACUUUAACAAUGCUUUUACCAAGAGAAGGAAGUACCCCUCCCCCUACUCCCUCUCAAACCAAAUCAAAAAAUUUACUCCACUGAAAUGCAGAACCCUUCUCAGAAGCAGCGUCGAUGAGAGCAUUAAGAAGAGUGCCGCUGUACGGUCCAUAGUAAAGAAAACGAUGAAAAAGAACAAGCCAGAAAUGUAUGAGCGCAAUGAUAAAAACUACCUGAACAUGAGUAAGGCCUACUACCUCAACAGGAUGGAGGGGGGGGGGAGCACCGCAGAGUUAGUCCACCCGGAAGAUGUAACAGAACCCAACCGCGCUCUGCAGAACCCGCAAGUGACAGACCAUAAUAGAAAUUUGAGUGAAACCUACAUCAUGAGUAGCACCACUCAGAGUGAAAACACAAAAGGGUAUAUGAACAGCAAUGUAGAUAGCCAAAAUACGUUUAGGGAGACCCUCCCCUUGUACCUAAACUCCGAGUCGACUAUUUCUAGUUUCAAUUUAGAACGUGAAUUGGACGGUAAGUUAUACCUAGAAGGAGUUGCACCGACUGGCAAUACGAAAGGUGCACUACGUAUUUACCCCGAGUCGGAUGCGAGAAAGAAGUUGUACUUGUAUAAAGCGAAUACCACGGUGACAGAUUACGGGGCGCGCCGUCGUCCCCACCAUGUGGGGAACGACGAGGAGGAAAGAAAAAAAAUAAUUGAGAGCCACCCACUGAAGAGGAGACACACCACGCAGUUUUCGAGGGAGCAAGACAGAUACGUUUGCUCCGACUCGAACGAUAUGAACAGAUGUGUUAAGGAGGGAGACAGGAAUCACAGGAGCAGCACGCGCAGAUACAGUGAUGCCAUCAGGUGCAAGUCUCUCAAUGGACUUUACUACAGCGACGUCACGAAUGAGCCCAGCGUGUACUCCUUCAGGAGCGAAGCCCUCCCCCAAAGUUACAACGCUAGUCGGCGUUUGGAGGCUUCGCGAAACUCCCAGCUGAAGGAGGGCUCCACGGAGAAGGACGCCGACACCCCCCUCUUCCACACCUGCUUCUUCAAGAACGCGGAGGAAUUUGAAAAUGGGGACAUAAAGCGGAAGGAGCACGUGGAGCCGCUGAACCCGAGCGAAGACGACGACUCGGUGCUGAAGAACGACGCGGAGUACCUCUUCAGCAGGGGCUUCUUCAAGGACAUCUACUCGAACAUACAGCGCAAGGGGGAGCUGAACUUCAUCGAUGAGUUGCUGGAGGCAGACGAAGAAUAUUACAUCAGCAAAAGCAAGCUAAAUAAAAUUAUAGAAAAUGCAAAGAAUAAGGAGAUGAAGUACCACUACAUCGAUCGCAUGUUCCUUUACAGGCAUGCGAAAAAUGUGAUUGACGAUGCGGACUAUGAGACAUAUAGGAACAAGUGUAGAACCCAACAGAGGUACUUAGAUGUACCCUUUCCUAACCUGACCGAGCUAAUGAACCUCAAGUCGGUUGGCAUCUUCGAUGAGGUGGAUGACACCGAUGAGUACUACCACGCGGAGGUGAAGCUGCUUGAGAGGUACUACUACACUUCGGGGGCACUCCCAGAGGAGGGAUACAGAGACAAAAUGGCAAUGCCGAUGGCCAUGCCGAUGGGCAGAGGCCAGAAGGGAACCGAUGGGGAGGCGGCUCACCCCGGGGAGGAUGCCAAACAGGAGGAGGGUACCACAAAUGAGACAUCCGUGCCAGGGGAAGGAUCCCUAAAGGAGGACCAACGGGGUGGAGACAACCCAAGUGAGUACAUCGCCCAGGAGGAGCACCCCGGCAGACUUGAUCACACCGCUCUAUCGGAACAACGGAUUGUCCUCUCCAGCAGAAAUGCACCUCUCAACGACGGCGAAUAUAAUGAGGACCCCGCUGACGCAGAGAAAAGGGACAAACUGAUUUGCCUGAUGAAUAAGAUGAAGAGGGAAAAGGACUCCUUCUUUGAGCGCAUCUUAGAUGCACCUGACUUUUCGAAGAUUCUAGAACCCGUUUUUUCGCUGAACGAAAGCUUCCUCCUCUCGCACCAGCUAUUCAACGUACAGUAUGCAGCCCAGCUAGGACCCGUUGUGUACCUCAUCAAAACGGAAGACGAGCAUUAUGUCUACAGAGCGAUUGAAGUGAGUAGACUGUUUGAAGAAAAGGUCAAGUCCAUCCUGGAUAAUCAGAAGGUCGCUGGCAACUCCAAGGACAGGACUGAUCACUACGACUGCUUCUCCAACGAGAAGUUCCCCUUUCUUCACGAGCUCGACGUCAAGUACUACCUGCGCAUCCCCAUGAGCACGGGGUGGAACCACUUCGGCUACCUCAAGAACCAAAACAACGUGCUCUUCUUCCGCAGGCGGAAGAACGCCUAG
Molecule: messenger RNA, 2532 nt
Organism: Plasmodium vivax (malaria parasite P. vivax)
Lineage: Eukaryota; Apicomplexa; Aconoidasida; Haemosporida; Plasmodiidae
Exons: 2
Coding region: 1-2532 (843 amino acids)
Molecular function (GO): cyclin-dependent protein serine/threonine kinase regulator activity
Source: RefSeq, a predicted model, not a curated record